Messenger RNA from Periophthalmus magnuspinnatus, 3366 nucleotides. It is a transcript of the gene nkd1, whose product is annotated as NKD inhibitor of WNT signaling pathway 1. NCBI's taxonomy places the organism in Eukaryota, Metazoa, Chordata, Actinopteri, Gobiiformes, Gobiidae. Gene Ontology annotation, cellular component: cytoplasm. Gene Ontology annotation, biological process: negative regulation of Wnt signaling pathway. Bases 131 to 1438 code for a protein of 435 amino acids. The record is from RefSeq and is a predicted model, not a curated record. The transcript is spliced from 10 exons. Gene Ontology annotation, molecular function: calcium ion binding.
CACAGCGCUGUGCAGCGCGCAGUCUGCUCUGUCUCCACGGACGCGCUGCUGUCUGGAUACCACGGCUAUUCGCUUUUCUUGGAAUUACAUUUUAUUCUGAUGGUUUUAAACUUCACCUCGAUGCAGAGAAAUGGGUAAACUGCAUUCGAAACAUGCUGCUAUUUGUAAACCAAGGGAGAGUCCAGAAGGCGACAGUUUUGUAGUUAAUGCCUGUUUGGCAAAGAAGGGAAUCGACGACUGGCUGGCAAAGCAGAAAUACUAUCAGCAGGACUAUCCACACAAGAACAACUGCGCUCUGACUCCACGGGACUCUACUGACGUCUGUGCUGAAGGAAUUGGCAAUGAACACUAUCGUUUAGAAGUGGCUCUACCCCCGGAGAAGACAGACAGCUGCUGUGCGGAGGAGAAGAUGCUGGAGAGGGACCGCCAGUCUCCCGCAGGGCCGCAGAAACAGCUCCAGUUUGAAGAGCUGGAGUGUGCUGUGUCUGUGGAGGAAGAUAACAGACAGGAGUGGACUUUCACCCUCUAUGACUUUGACAACAAUGGCAAAGUUACGAGAGAGGAUAUCACCAGCUUGCUUCACACCAUCUAUGAAGUGGUGGAUGCCUCUGUCAACCAUUCCCCCAGCAGUAGUAAGACACUCCGGGUCAAGCUCUCUGUAGCCCCAGACUCUAGCCAGCGGUGGAGAAGCUGUCCACAAGACACGUCCCACGGCAGAGAGAAAAAUGACAAGUGCAUAGAAGACCCUAAGAGUGCAGACAAAAAGACUCGCGCUCUCCAAAGGCGCCACCACAGUGACCACCACACCCAGCCGGGUUGCCAGCGCCACUGUGUGGACGAGAACCUGGAGCGCAGGAACCACUACUUGGAUCUAGCUGGCAUUGAGAACUAUACAUCUCGUUUCGGAACUGGUGAUGUGCCUGCUGCAGAGACAACAAAAGCUGAGACCCAGACCAGGCAAUCAAACCAGACUCGCUCCCGCUCUCAAGAACCUGAAAACGGGCACUCUCACUCGCAGCAUCGCCGCUUGCAGGCUGUAGUGGAUACCCCAGAUGGCCUUCAUGCUGUCCGAUUACGAGUGCACGAACCAGGCAAACACGGGAUUCGCUCUCCGAAGACCCACAGCCGGACGCCUCCUGCACAAAACAGCAGCAGGGCAAUAAGGAGCCGAGGAAAUUCAUCUGCCCCCACCCUGCCCAACCAAAUGCCCCCUCACCAAUCGACUGCACCUUAUCGCAAGCUCAAGCAAAGGUCCAAGGACAGUCAGGGCUAUCGGGCUUUGGGACAUGUGUCUACUACUGGGGCAGUGGUAGAGAAGGAGCAGGUGCGGGACAUGCCCAGUGUGGUGCUUUACGACGGUGCGCAAGUGGUCCAGCGGCACGAGCAUCACCAUCACCACGAACACCAUCACCACUACCACCACUUCUACCAGUCCUGAACAACUACAAACUGAACUGCUCCAGUGAACUACUGUCUCAGAUAGCCUCUUUCCAAAUACUGACUGGGUUUAGUGGAGUGGAGGACAGUCACUGGGAAGCCACAACAAAGACUGUUAUAAGGAAAUGGUUCAGACAUAACAGAGUUUGGUAAAGCAACAGGGACACAAUCCAAGGCCACAAUAUGGCUAUGAGAAUCACAGCUGCUGCUUCACAAAGCUCUCAAAUAACAAAUGAACUGUAUCAAAAGCACCACAUUUGUAAACCACUAAGCCACUGGGGUUAAGGCGAUGGGAGAAUGUUAAGAGUAAAGACUGUGAUGUAAAAAUGAACAUUAAUGAAGGAUAGUGGAUAGGAGAGAGCAGGGCAUAUGCGUGUAUGUGUGUCUCUGAGAAAGACUUUUGUUGUCCUGUGGGUGUCACGACACUGGUGUCUAUGGAGAUACCACUUGAAUGAAUGCUGUAUAAAGCUGGAUGUUUGGCCACAAUUAUUGCAAAAAAUAUGAAGAUUCUUAUUAGAACAUGCAAUAUCCCCAAUGGUAAAAAUAUGAAGGAACCUGCUGAGAAGAAAAAUAAACCGAGAUCCCAAAUCUGCUGCUACCUCUAAUAUAAUCCUAAUUGUUAUGAUUUUAGCUAAGCCUUUACCGGCUCUUUUAAAAUAAGUACACAAAGAGUAGGUGUGUUGAAGUUGUAAAGAACACUCUUUUAUUAACGUUUACUGUACAUAGGUGUAUAUUGUUAGCAAUUUUAUAAGCUUUAUUGAUAAUGUGAUAUCUUUGUAUUCACUAAAACCAUUAUGCUUGUCCUUUAUGACCACUUGACCUACUGUAUAAAAUCCUAUCCACUUUUUGUACGUCUCUCUAUUAGUGCUCUGUAGUUUCUUUUGAGCAAAUUUGGAUUAGAAACCUAAUCAUUUCAUAUUUAUAUUCUUCCAUGGUAGUUAGCCAGCGUUUUUCUAACAGUACUUUUGCCAUAUUUCUGCCCCUUUUUUCUAUGCAGCCCUGUGUAUUUGCCACUAUGACCCCAUUAGUUGUCAGCAAGGACUGGCAUGUGGUGUGGUUGGGCGGGGCUUCUUUCAGCUGUCUCAUUCCUACACUGGAUGCCUCUCUGUCUCUGUAGGGAGCUCUUCACAAUGUCUGCUAAUUUUAAUAUAGGAUAUUCUAUGUUCUCUGGAUGGUUGAGGGACUUAUUUAACAUUAUGAGUUAAGCUAACAUGCAUUUUGAUAAUUACAUGACAUCUGAAUUAGUUUAAUGAGAAGUGCCUUGAAGUUAACACAGUGUAAAACAGUACAAGCUGCCAUUCAUUGCCCCAUAGUUGGAUGUGAUCAUGGUUGGGAUGAGCAGGAUUCUUGUGCAGCAGUCAUCUUCUGCAGCUGUUGUGAUGCUAAGUUAGCCUCAUAGCAUUAUAAUAAUUGAAAUAGUGUUAGUGUAGCGUGUAAUGUGGAAAUGGCAUCUGGACUGGUCACUAUCCUUCCAGCAGGGUGGUCCAGACUAGAGCAUAAAUCUUAAAUGGACAGUAACAACAACUAUAGUUACUAUGAUAAACUGUCCCUUUGUUUUAAGUUAGUACCCUCACUAUUUGUAACCAAAUACGAUGCUGCAUGUGAUUGGCUGUUAAAAGUUCUUCAAAUUAUAAUAUUAUGCAUUAUUUCUGUCAUUUGGACAACAUGUUUAGAAUUUAAGGUUUAUUUAUGAUUUUCAAUAUUAAGCUACCACACUCCAUUUAUUACAGUGCACAAUUCAAUCAGUUUUUUCUUUUUCCAUACAAUGAUGUUGUCAAAGUUCAUCACUGCCAUCCUUUCUACUUGUUUUCAAAAUGGUUUAGAUAAAAUAAAAAGUAGAUGGGUUAUUGAUUACUUGCUUUAUUUAUUGAAUUGCAAAUCUGUGCCAAGGGAAAUGCCAUUUUACAAUAUUAAAGAUAUCCCUGUUUU